Messenger RNA from Gorilla gorilla gorilla (western lowland gorilla), 768 nucleotides. Its product is annotated as ciliogenesis and planar polarity effector 1-like. Lineage: Eukaryota; Metazoa; Chordata; Mammalia; Primates; Hominidae. Gene Ontology annotation, cellular component: ciliary transition zone. The record is from RefSeq and is a predicted model, not a curated record. Gene Ontology annotation, biological process: cilium assembly. Bases 148 to 768 code for a protein of 206 amino acids. The transcript has 5 exons.
UCUGCGGAAGGCGCCGCUGUUGGCUUCGGCGGCGCCGCUGUAGCUUGGAGGCGGUACUUCCCCCAGCAUUUGCCGCGAGUUAUUGGCAGGUUCCCCCGCAGUCGUUUGGGCUGUCGCUGUGGCUGGUUCUGUGGUGUGCGGCCAGCCAUGGAGCGCUCUGGGCCCAGCGAAGUGCCAGGCUCAGACGCAUCGGGACCGGACCCGCGGCUUGCGGUCACCAUGGGCUUCACGGGGUUCGGUAAAAAAGCUCGCACAUUUGACUUGGAAGCAAUGUUUGAACAAACUCGAAGAACAGCUGUGGAAAGAAGUCGCAAAACACUGGAAGCAAGAGAAAAAGAGGAAGAAAUGAACAGAGAGAAAGAAUUAAGAAGACAAAAUGAAGAUAUUGAGCCAACAUCCUCAAGAUCAAAUGUGGUCAGAGAUUGCUCCAAAUCAUCUUCCAGAAAUGCUCCAAAUCACAUGGAAUUAACAUCGAUUCGUAAGCCAACUGAUAAAAAGAAAAUGUGUAAUCAGAAAGAAAAUCCUACAAAGAAAGAAGAUCAUGAAAAGUUAUCACAAAAUACACUUCCUGUAAUAGGUGUUUGGGAAUUUGAACGUGAUGAUGAUGAAUAUAUUAAAUUCCUUGAUCUGUUUUUGAGUUACAUUCUUGAAAGAGACCUACCUUAUUCCAGGGAUGCUGGCAUUCCAUUUCUAACUAGUUUUUCUGGAAAGCUUAGAGAACAUGAACUUAAUUCUUUACUUUUUGAUGUACAUACAACAUUAAAAUGA